This is a messenger RNA of Perognathus longimembris pacificus (Pacific pocket mouse), 3132 nucleotides long. RefSeq names its product dedicator of cytokinesis protein 2-like. Gene Ontology annotation, cellular component: cytoplasm; plasma membrane. NCBI's taxonomy places the organism in Eukaryota, Metazoa, Chordata, Mammalia, Rodentia, Heteromyidae. Gene Ontology annotation, molecular function: guanyl-nucleotide exchange factor activity; small GTPase binding. The record is from RefSeq and is a predicted model, not a curated record. Gene Ontology annotation, biological process: small GTPase-mediated signal transduction; cell migration. The transcript is spliced from 23 exons.
AUGGAUCACAGUACAGACCCCCUUCCCCCGACCCCACCCCAUUUCACGGCCCGAGAUCCUGAGAUUCCCAGAGUCAAAGUUGUUCUUGGGGGUCCUCUGGCUCUGGCCAAGCUGCUGCGUGUUGAGUGGCGAGGCUCGGCAGGGGGCGGACUGGCCCUGAUGAGGCGGCAGGAGAAGAGGCGUCUGCAGGUGGUGGCUGUGGUCUUGGCGGCCCUGGCCUUCCUGCCCAACGUGGGGCUAUGGGCUCUGUACCGCGGGCGGCAGCCCGAUGGCACCCCCGGGGGGUUCAGGAGCCGCGCUGGUCCCCGCGGCAGGACAGGUCUGGUGGGCUCCUUAGGUAGUGAGUGCAAUGAUCCUCUUGGAGCUUCAGGUCCCUUGGAUGGGGUAAAAGGUGAAUUUCUGGUUUUUGAGGAACUUGCCACCCUUGACUCUCCAGGAGCAGUAGAGAGGAUCCUCAAGCUGGACCUGAUGGUGCGCGACGAGGACGGGAACACCCUGGACCUGGGCCGCACCAGCGUCAUCAGCCUCUUCCACGCUCACGAGGCGGCCACGGAGAAGAUCACCCAGUGCAUCAAGGAGGAGAUGGUGCACAUGGGCGCCGGCCGUGGGCUCUGCAGCGAGAACUACCUGGUGCGCUGGGGCAGCCGCGGCUUUCCGAAGGAGAUCGAGAUGCUCAACAACCUGAAGGUGGUCUUCAUGGGCAAUCCUGGGAUUGGGAGGGUGGCACAUGGUGAAUCUGUCGUGGGCGCGAGGAGCCCUCAGCCCAGGUCCCUUCUCCUCCCAGGCAUGGACAUCACAGACAUCAUCAAGGGGAAGGCAGAGAGCGAUGAGGAAAAGCAGCACUUCAUCCCCUUCCAGCAGCUUCUACACAGCCUGCUGGGCAAAGUCACCGCCUCAAAGGGAGACAGUGGUGGGCAGGGCCUCUGGGUGACCAUGAAGAUGCUGGUAGGUGACCUCACGCAGAUCUGCAAGGACUACCCGCACCUGGUGGACAGGUGGUGGCCCGGAAGCUGGGCUUCCGAGAUCAUCAUGCCAGGGGACGUGAGGAACAUUUACAUCACGCUCUUGCAAGGUGACUUUGACAAGUACACCAAGACCUCGCAGUGGAACGUGGAGGUGAUCACGUGCGUGUGCUCCGAGGAUGGCAUGACACUAGAACGUAUCUGCAUGGGGGCCGGGGACAAACUGAUGAGCAAGUACUGCUCUGUGGUGUACUAACAGGUCAAGCAGCCAUGCUGGAUGGAGACCGUCAAGGUGGCUGUGCCCAUUGAAGACAUGCAAAGGAUUCACUUGAGGUUCAUGUUCUGCCAUUGCUCCUCCCUGGAAUCUAAAGACAGAAGCGAGUACAAUUUUGCCAUGUCCUAUGUGAAGCUGAUGAAGGAGGAGAGGACGAUGCUGCAGGACGGUGGGUCACCCAGGCUCUGUCUUCCAGGGGACAGCAAGAAGAUGGAGGACACCAGCACCUACCUGACCCUGCCUUCGGGUCAGCACCAUGUGGAGAGCAAGGGGGCCACCCUCAGCAGGAGCGCCAGCAGUGUCGGGGAGCUGUCCGUGAGCUCCCGGGACACCUUCUGCAUCUCCACCCUCGUGUGCUCCACGAAGCUCACCCAGAACCUGGGCCUACUGGGCUUGCUGAAGUGGUGCACGAAGCCACAGCUGCUGCAGGAGAACCUGGAGAAGCUGAAGAUCAUGGACGGAGAGGAGGUGGUGAAGUUUCUGCAGGACAAGCUGGGCACGCUCUUCAAGAUCAUGAUGGAGCACUCGCACACCACUGAGUACGACAUCCUGGUCUUCAAUGCCCUGAUCUACAUCACGGAGCUCAUUGUGGACCAGAAGUUCCAGCACUUCAACACCAUCCUGGAGGCAUACAUCCAGCAGCACUUCAGCGCUACGCUGGCUUACAAGAAGUUGAUGACGGUGCUGAAGACGUAUCCGGACACCUCCAGCCGAGGCGAGCAGUGCGAGCCCAUCCUGUGCACCCUGAAGGCGCUGGAGUACGUGUUCAAGUUCAUUGUGUGCUCCAGUGAGCUUUACAAGGGCAAAGAACAGACAGAGUUCAAAGAAUCCAUGAGGCAGCUCUUUGAAUUCAUCAACAACCUGAUGAAGAGUCAGCACAAGACCACCAUCCUUUUGCAGGUGGUGGCUUUGAAAUACAUUCCAUCUGUCCUGCACGACGUGGAGACUGUCUUUGACGCCAAGUUGCUCAGCCAACUGCUAUAUGAGUUCUACACCUGCAUCCCUCCCGUGAAACUGCAGAAGCAGAAAGUGCAGUCCUUGAGCGAGGUCGUUCAGAGCAACCUGUUCAAGAAGCAAGAGUGCGGGGAUACCCUGCUUCCGGUCAUUACGAAGGAGCUGAAGGAGCUGCUGCAGCAGAAGGAAGAGGGGCACCAGACCCUGGAGAAGAAGUACUGCAUCGAGCUCCUGAACAGCCUCCUGGAGGUGCUGAGUGGCCAGGACCCGGCCUUCACCUACCACCACAUCCAAGAGAUCAUGGUGCAGCUGCUGCGCACGGUGAACCAGACGGUGAUCGCCAUGGGCCGGGACCACCCUCUGAUCAUGAGUAGCCCCUUGCGUCUCGUGCCCAUGCACCCCCACGGUCCGAUCAUGAGCAGCUCUCUCGUCUCCUCACACCCGUGCACCCCCACGCUCCAAUCUGCUGGGAAGUCUGAACAAACCAGAUACAGUGAAACAGCUGCAGGAAAGAAACUCCUGCAAGAACACCAGCAGCAGCAGAAUUGUUCUGCCCUUAAGGGCCUUGCAAAAUUCAAGAAAAAGAAGAAAAGUCCCAAGGGAGGUGACCCCAAGGCAAACACCCCUGGGCAUGGUCGUUCAAUGGAGGAUACAGCCCAAGAUCUUGCUGACCCUGAGCCUCUGGUGCCUUUGCGUGCAGUCGGAGGUGACACUGUCAGGAGUGUCCGAAGUCCCAAUAACACCGAGGAUCUGCAGAGGCAAUACCAACACCUGGUGCUUGCCCUGGUCUCCAUCAAGUUAAGAAACCAGCAGCGCUGCAGUGAGAUCCAACACCUGAAGCAGGAAAAGGAACACCUGCAAGAUGAACAAGCAAAAGAGAAAGGGAAGAGGGCCCAUGUGCAAGAUGCGCUGCAAACGCAGCUGGAAGUCCACAAGCGGUAG